GGAAACAGUUGCAUAUGAAAUGUAUGGCAACAAGGAACACAGCAGAGGACUUAAUAAAGUACAGAAACGAUAACUCCACUUUGGAAAUUGUAGAUAAAUUCUUUUGGGGGAAAGUCAUGGACAAGCAGGCAAUCUUUGGAUCACGUUAUUGCUAAUCAAGCUUUAAUUCAUCUGAGUUACUGCCAGAGGAAUUUAGAUUGCUGAAAACUGCCCCUGGAGUAUAUUCAGUUAAAGUCUAUCUUGAUUUCACAGUUUGAUCCAGAUGCAUCAGCAGCAUCUAAAACUCCGGAAUUAUUGUCAAUAUUGGCCUUCUGAACUUCCAGUCUCAUAUUAACCAUGGCAAGAGUCGUAGCCCCUCCAUCUUCUAUAACAAAUCAAACUCAAAACCAAACCUGUGAUCUAUAUGAACAUCAAAAUUCAGCACGUAUCUUAUUGCCUAUUUUCUACAGUGUUAUUUUCAUAAUUGGAGUACUUGGAAAUGGACUUGCUCUUGCUGUGAUUGUUAAAAAUAGGAAAAAGAUCAAUUCUACUACUAUUUACUCAACAAAUCUUGUUGUGUCAGAUAUUCUUUUUACAACAGCUUUACCUACAAGAAUAGCAUACUACGCACUGGGUUUUGACUGGCCAUUCGGAGAGGAACUCUGUAAAAUCACAGCCCUUCUCUUUUAUAUCAACAUUUAUGCCGCUGUGAAUUUUAUGACAUGCUUGAGUAUUGAUAGAUUUGUAGCUGUGGUUCAUCCUUUAUACACCAGGAUCCGAACAGUUAAAAGUGCCACAUACAUUUUUUGCUUUGUGUGGUUUCUUGUACUUGCUCAAACUCUCCCACUGCUUACACUACCCAUGUCACACAAAGAAGGAACAAAGGUUACGUGCAUGGAAUAUCCAAACUUUGAACAAAUUAAACAACUCCCCCAGAUACUUCUUGGUGCCUGUUUACUUGGAUAUGUAAUUCCCCUUGGGAUUAUAAUAAUCUGUUAUUCAAAAAUCAGUUACAAACUCUGUCAAACUGCAAAAGAAAACCCACUGGCAGAAAAAUCAGGAACAAACAAAAAGGCAAUUAAUAUAAUUAUCUUUAUCAUUGUUGUGUUUGUAAUCUGUCUUACUCCAUAUCAUCUUGCCAUUAUUGUAUACAUGAUUAAGAAGCUUAUACAAGGAAAUACUAUUGCAUGCAGUCAACAAAAGACCUUUCAGAAGACUCUCCACUAUACUGUGUUCCUGAUGAAUUUAAAUUGCUGCAUGGAUCCUUUCAUCUAUUUCUUUGCUUGCAGAGGAUACAAAAGAACGAUAAUGAAAAUACUGAGGCGUCAAGGAAGCAUUUCAGAAUCAAGUGCUGCCAGAACUGUUCCUGAUGAAAGUUCCCGUGAUAUUGGAGACACACAACUAGCUCCCCUUUCAGCAACUUUAAAUGGAAAAAGAUGAAUGCAACCCCUUACAUUUUCAACAUGCCUCCAGAAUCUUGAUUUCAGAACUGUUGGAAAUAGCAACAACCAUAACAGCAACAAAGGCAAAUAAGAAAGAAAAAUGGAAUUGUACAUUUUAAAAGAAUCUAAUAUUUUGAUUUUUCAGGAGUGAAGCAGAGGAUGGCUCAUACAACACAUCAUUAUCACAGAAACAAACAAAAUAAUGAUAUCAUAAAACCCCAAAGUAUUUUUAUCUUGCUCUCAUGUUGUGUUUUUUCCCCCAAAGUAAUAUGUACUGUGUAUUUCCAUUUUGGGACCCCAGCACCCAAGGCAGAAAGCUAGUUCUCAAGAGAAAAGUAACCAACUUAAUGGAUUUGAAUGACUAGGCUCCAAACAAUAGACCUUGGACUGGCAAAAUAACAAGCGACAGACAUACAAAAGGGAAUAUUUAAUAUUUGCUUUUUCAUAUAUAAUUACCUAUAUAAAAUCAUUUAAUUAUAAAAAGUUUUGCUUCUCAGGAGGAAGCGUGUAGAUAGUUUUAGGUAAUUUAGUAUACUGUUAGCAAACAAUCCCCAAGCCUUUAAAUAACUUAUUGAAUACUGGAUCCUGUGUUUGGGUUGAUUAUUCCAUGAUAAUUUUAAUAUAAAUUUAAGAUAUAUCACCUAUAUAGCUUAUAGAUCAUGUAACAAAAUAGCUGAACCUCUAGGAUGGAAGGCUGAAGGUCUGAAAUCUUCUCUCCCAGAAGCCCUGUGGGUUUUCACAACUAGGCGCUAUCUCCUGCCUCGAAGCAGUUACUUGUAGUUCCUGCUGCUACCACCUAUCUUCUGGGAGUGCUUCACUUGGUGUCCUUUCCCAAACCCUGGUAUGGGAGUAAAAUAAGGAUUUUACAACCUCUGCCACCCUUCUGUCUAUUAAAAGGUAAAAAAAAAAAAAAAGGUGAAAUCAUUUCAGCAGUACCACUUUCUUGUGGCCCUGCUGACAAGGUGCCUGGGAAGAAUUCCUUUCAAAUAUAUUUCUAUUGCCCCCCCCCAAAAAGGAUAAAUACAAAUCAUUUCUGCUAUAUUAAUAGUCAGACAAUUGGUGACAUGACGCCUAUUUAAGAAGAUAAGAACACUGUCUACCUUAAAUCGGGCUACUCUCCUUGGGCUAUGAAGUUUGGACAACUUUCAGACAGCUGCAAAGGGUUAAAGCUUUUCAUUUCUCCUUCCUGCCAUCUACUGAUUUCCUCAGCCCCAAUACGGUGGUCUUAUUUAUCAACAAUGCAGCUGAUCAAAAAUAUAUUUUACACAUAUGCUGUGUUCAAAUCUAUAAAUAUGCUUCAUGCUGACAUAGAACAGAGUAUAAGACCACACCAGCUAGACAGUUGAUAAACAACCAAAGAAACGGGAUCAAGAUGGUAUAGUAGAAAAGAGGAUUUUUUUCCUAUUUAGUGGGAAGCCAGUCAGUGAUCUAUCCAACAAAAAAAAAAAAAAAAAAAAACCCCAUAACUGGUUAGUUUCUAUAAUUAUGUAACAAACAAAAUGGAGAAGUAGGGAGGCUGGCUGUUUAUCUUCUGCAAUAUCUGCUUUCAAGAAUUCUUUGUUGCAAUCUUGUUUUGUUUUAAUACUGGUUUGUUUUACACCAGUUCCUUUUUAUCUUAAUCAUAGAACUGUUGUAUCUUCUAUGUUUCUAUAUAGGUGCUCUCCUCUUUCAGAAUAAGGGUAUUCUUUCUUGGAUGGCCUUGUUCUUGUAAACCUAAUCAUAUGUACAGACAGCUUUGUUUUUGCUAGAACUAAGAGAGAUAAGAUGUAAAAAGCAAGCAAAUUUGUUUUAAAAAGUUCAACUAUUUUGUAAAAGAAUAGAUUGGUUCCUGAGCAAUUAGGUGCAAAAUUCAAGUUUAUGCAUGAAUUGAAAAUUUCAGUAAGGGGGGAAAACACAGAAAGACAAUUGCUGAAGUAACAGUGUUUUUGUUAGAAUUAUUAUACUUAAGAUUUGUUUAUAAAUACAAGUUACUAUGAUAAGGAGUAAUACUUGGUUUAAUAACACAUUAAGUUUCCUAUUAAGCUGCUCAGAGGAAAAAGCAAUAAUCAGGACACAAUGUUUGAUGGCACAAUAAAAGUUUGCUGGUAUGUUUCA
Messenger RNA from Python bivittatus (Burmese python), 3515 nucleotides. It is a transcript of the gene GPR183, whose product is annotated as G protein-coupled receptor 183. Gene Ontology annotation, cellular component: membrane. Gene Ontology annotation, molecular function: G protein-coupled receptor activity; oxysterol binding. Lineage: Eukaryota; Metazoa; Chordata; Lepidosauria; Squamata; Pythonidae. Gene Ontology annotation, biological process: G protein-coupled receptor signaling pathway; B cell activation involved in immune response. The record is from RefSeq and is a predicted model, not a curated record.